GCUGCUGGGUUGAGGGGGGAGUAGGUGACGACGGUGGAAUUAAUUAAUUAAAUGGGAAAGGAGGAUGCCUGGGCGCGAGUGAGGAACAAAAGACCUGUUUUUGACGCCGAGCAAUGGAAUGUGAGGAUUGUCGCAGCACUGACGACGCGUCCUUACGAAGGCUCAUGGAACAGGAACUCCAGUCGUUGCUCGCCCUGAGUUCAACGACGUCGAUAGUGGCUGGGGUCUGGAUCGACGAGGAGAUGCGGGACACAUUCCUUCUCCUGCAGAGCGAUAGGCUUCUCUUUGCGCUGAUGACUUCUUCUUUGCAUCAUUUGUGCAUCACCGCAUGGAUUGUGGGAGAUUCUCAAGCAGCGUAUCAUCAUUCCCCCUCACCGCUGCCGUACCCAAUAAAGCAAGUCGUCCUCUCGCAAGGGCAAGAACAAGUAGCAGAGCAGGAAGCAAGCAAGCAGCAGCCCAAGUGAUGCAGGAAAUGCCGUGUCUUCGUCACAAUCGUAUCAUGGUACGAACGUCGGGGGCCAAGGCACAAAGGCACUUGACGCUGACCUGCAACUGGCGACAGCAUCCUCG
Messenger RNA from Mollisia scopiformis, 570 nucleotides. RefSeq lists its product as uncharacterized. The transcript has a single exon. Bases 243 to 464 code for a protein of 73 amino acids. Lineage: Eukaryota; Fungi; Ascomycota; Leotiomycetes; Helotiales; Mollisiaceae. The record is from RefSeq and is a predicted model, not a curated record.